AUGAUCGACCCCAGCCCUGCCCACAGGAACAAAGUUUCACCUUUGACAGAGUCCUGGGCCCUGAUGCUGCUCAGGAGGCAGAGCAGGAGCUGCUGGCACAUGUCCAGUCCACAUUGGGCCCUGUGGGCCGAGGGUACAGUGUGGCCCUGUUGCUCCGGGGGAGGGAAACAGAGGCAUCCCGACUUGUGCCUCAGCUGCUGCAGAUACUGUUUGAGGAAGCUCUGCCCCUCAGCCUGCUCUGAUCCUGUGCUUAGCACUCUUAGCCUGGUGCAGUUCAGCCCCAGUGGAAGGACCCAGGACCUGCUCUCUUCAGGGGUGGAGAACCUAUCGGUGCUGGACGUGGCCCCUCUGGGCUUGGUGGUAGAAGAUGCCACUGAAGUGGAGAUGUCUGACUCAAAAGCUGCCUCAGAGCUGUACUUGCAGGCCACCGCGGGUGAAGGCAGGGCCUGCUGUCUGCUCACUCUCAUCGUGUCCUGCCCAGGGCCUGACCCUCCUGAGGAGCCUGGGACCCAAGGUGUGUGGCGAGGGGCUCUACGGAUCCUGCAGCUCCCAGGAGCCCCAGACUGCCCCCUGCUGCGGGUGUUGGCUGGUGAAGUUGUUGGUGAGGAGGCGGAGGGCUCUUUGCCAUGGAUUGUCUCACAGCUUUUGGAAGGAAACAACUACAGUGGCCUGCUUCUUCACCUGGACCCCCAAGGUAGCUCCCUCAGUUUGCUCCAGGCUGCUCUGUUGGGGGCCUCAAGAAGGAGGAUGCAGGUGAAACAGGUGAGGCCCACCCUGUGGGAUGCAGUAGAAGAGGCUCGGGCCCGCCGGGCUGGCCUGAGGCCCUUGCGUUUAGGCCUUCUUGAGGACACCCUGAUGUACAGUGGGCUAAGCCAGCUGAGAAGGGCACUGCGGGAGUUAGAGGUGGUAAAAGCGUGGAGCCAGCACCCAAGAAGAAAGAUGCUCCAAGGAGCCAGGCGAGGCGAUGAGGCUUCCAGAACCACAGCAGGUGAUAGAGUCACCAGUAAGCCAGAGCCCAUGCCUCGAGGGAGAGCCCCAAGUGGCAGAAGAACGGCAACUCUAAGGUGUGGGCUCCACCAAAAGAAUCCUCUCAGGCACCCUAAGGAACAGACUUCUGACCGAGCCCAGCAGGUACCAGAUGUGGCCCUGCAGUUCUUCUUGGCCCAGGCCCGGAGGCAGAGACUGAGGGAGCAGCACCAAAUUUGGAUUCGAGAGAAGCUGAAGCAUUUGGAACAGAAGGAGGAGGUGGCAGAUGACCAGAUCAAAGACCUGGUGGCUGAAGAGGAGGCCUGCAAGGAGAGGCAGAGAUGGCAGCAGGAACAGAUGGUGCUGAGAUUCCAGCUGGAGGCCCUUCAGGAAGAGCGGGACAUGGCAGAGCAGGACCUGGCAGCCCUCUAUGACCUGCAUGUGCAGGCCACUCGAGCUCAGACACACCAUGUGCUGCGGGUAUUUCGAGCCUGGCAGGGCCAGUGGGAGGAGCGGGCCAUGACCACAGAGCAUCGUCACUGCAGCCUGCUGGCGGGCAUCCUGGAAGAAGCCAUCAACCUGGCCACACAGAAUCAGGAGCUCCAAGCUCAGAACCAGCAACUUCAGCAGGGUGCAGACUAGGCUGGGGACAGUCAUGCUGGCCGUCCUGGGGAAAAACCUGAUCAGGAACCCUUUAGAGGAAGUUUCCUGUCUCCUCAUUCUGGAGGGUCCUAG
Rhinopithecus roxellana (golden snub-nosed monkey) is the source of this 1701-nucleotide messenger RNA. RefSeq lists its product as uncharacterized. The record is from RefSeq and is a predicted model, not a curated record. NCBI's taxonomy places the organism in Eukaryota, Metazoa, Chordata, Mammalia, Primates, Cercopithecidae.